This is a messenger RNA of Hemicordylus capensis (graceful crag lizard), 3230 nucleotides long. It is a transcript of the gene ARFIP2, whose product is annotated as ADP ribosylation factor interacting protein 2. Bases 1395 to 2519 code for a protein of 374 amino acids. The record is from RefSeq and is a predicted model, not a curated record. Gene Ontology annotation, biological process: intracellular protein transport; regulation of Arp2/3 complex-mediated actin nucleation. The transcript is spliced from 9 exons. NCBI's taxonomy places the organism in Eukaryota, Metazoa, Chordata, Lepidosauria, Squamata, Cordylidae. Gene Ontology annotation, cellular component: trans-Golgi network membrane. Gene Ontology annotation, molecular function: protein domain specific binding; phospholipid binding.
AGCCGCCUCCUCCUCUUGGCCUGUCUAGCGCGGCCCUCUUGGUGGCCAGCCUCCUCCUCCUCCUCCUCCUCCUCUUGGUCCAGACUGGCUGGCUGGCAGCCGGUAUGCCCCCCCCCCACCCCUGCCCCACCUUGGGCCCUUCCUAGGCCUACCUGGAGAUUCUGCCGGGGGCCUUGUGCGUGCUCAGCAGGGCUCUGGGGCCGAGCGGCAGCCGCCUCCGCCCUGAUCCGUGGCAAGCUGAACUGUGCGACUGGACGCGGUGGGUCUUCUGGAGUCAUGGGGCAGCAGCCAGCUCGCCCUGCGCACCUGUAUAAAGGGCGGCUUCUGCACCGCCACAUCAUGGGGGGGGGGUGUCUGCCCGUGGCCGGAGAGCAGGCCUGCCGGCCCCCCUUUGUGGCUGGCGGUGAGGUUUCCGUCUCUCACUCCUCCUUGGCAGGGACUUUCCUCCACGGCUUUGCGUUGAGGCCUCUGGCUCCUGAACUCCCAAGGGUGGCGAGACUGUUCUGGUGACAGGUGGCGGCUUGCUGUGGGACGUUUUGGGAGUGGGGGGAGACGCCAAGUCCUCGUUUCGGCAGCUGAAGCUCCCUGCCUUCGUGGGCCCUCCUUGGGAGGACCCUGGGAUGGAUGGAUGGGGGGGGUCACCAGCGGCUGACCCCACUGAGGGCCGGCCCAUGCCUUUGCCUCCGGCCCACAUGGCACUCUUGGUGGAGUUCCCGCCUGCCUCGGUUCUCUCUGGAUUUUCAGAACGAGCUGCUGUUCUCCUGGUGCGUCUCACGCAACAGCCCUGUGCCGCCGCCUUCUUAGGCAUCAACUGCGUCUGGUUGGCGGAACUUGCCUCUUUGCUUCUGGAAGGUGACGCUUGCUGCCCGUAUCGGAGAGAUGGGUUCUCCGGCAGCGGCUCCUGCUCGUGGGGAAUGGCUGGAUCGGGGCCUCCGUGGGCUCCUUGCAGCUGGUGCCAGCUUCCCACAGCGCUCAGACUGACGCCCAGGACCUCGGCCUGCUUUGUGUUGGGCUGUCAUGAGAGUCUUUUGAGAACUUCUGAAGCGAUAGCCCCCCACCUGCCCCGAAUCUCCUUCGCCUUUGGGAGAAAUACUUGUGCGGGGAUGAGGGUGGGACUGUGAUCUCUGGAAUGAGUGGGAAGCCACGAGAAGGGCUGCCUCCCGAGGACGGCCAGGUCCGGAUGGGGGUAGGAAUCCAGGCUGCUUGGAGGAAGCUGGGGGCCAGCGGCUCCCCGGUUCAGAAACCAGCCGACCCCACCGUGUGGCAUGUUUCGGAAAGCUUCUGGGCGAGCAGUUUUGCUUCUGUUUCCAAGAAUAGCGGUGAACUUGCUGCAGGGGGGCUCUGGAUACUGCCUCUAAAGACACCGGUGGCUGUACUUUUUAGAGGCCUUGAGCAUGACGGAGGGGCUGAUGAGCAAGGCGGCCACCAUGGAGAUCCCCAUCCAUGGGAAUGGAGACUCACGCCGCCUCCCUGAGGACGAUGGUCUGGAGCAGGACCUGCAGCAGGUGAUGGUGUCGGGGCCCAACCUGAACGAGACCAGCAUUGUCUCCGGGGGCUACGGCGGCACUGCUGAGGGCAUCAUCCCCACCAGCACCCUCAAAGGCUCUCUUCCAUCUCACCCACCCCGUGGACCUCUCAUCUCCCCCAGUCCGUCGGCUGCCAGUCGGAUAGCCAGCCAGGCUGCCGCUGCCCCAGGUUCCAACUUGCACCCGCCUCACCCCAGCCCAGCCAUGCCCGGGGAGGAGGCCACGCGGGGGAUUGCCGUGGAGAAGUUUGACAUUGUCAAGAAAUGGGGCAUCAACACCUACAAGUGCACCAAGCAGCUGCUGUCGGAGCGCUUUGGGCGUGGCUCCCGCACCGUGGACCUGGAGCUGGAGACCCAGAUCGAGCUGCUGCGGGACACCAAGCACAAGUACGAGUGCGUGCUGGGCUUGGCCCGGGCCCUCACCAACCACUUCUACAGCCUGGUCCAGACGCAGCACGCCCUGGCCGACGCCUUCUCCGACCUCAGCCAGAAGUCCCCCGAGCUCCAGGAGGAGUUUGGGUACAAUGCAGAGACGCAGAAGCUGCUGUGCAAGAACGGAGAGACCCUCUUGGGGGCCGUCAACUUCUUUGUCUCCAGCAUCAACACCCUGGUCAACAAGACCAUGGAGGACACCCUCAUGACCGUCAAGCAGUACGAAACUGCCAGGCUGGAGUACGAUGCCUACCGCACGGACCUGGAGGAGCUGAACAUGGGGCCCCGGGAUGCGGGCACGCUCUGCCGCUUGGAGGCGGCCCAGGCCCACUUCCAGGCCCACCGCGCCAAGUACGAGAAGCUGCGGGCGGACGUGGCCGUCAAGCUGAAGUUCCUGGAGGAGAACAAGGUGAAGGUGAUGCACAAGCAGCUGCUGCUCUUCCACAACGCCAUUUCGGCCUACUUUGCCGGCAACCAGCAGCAGCUGGAGCAGACGCUGAAGCAGUUCAACAUCAAGCUGAAGAGCCCCGGGGCCGAGAAGCCCUCCUGGCUGGAGGAGUAGCCACGGACUGCCCCCACCCCAGCCCCGCCUGCCUGCCUGCCUGCCCGCCCGCCCGCCCCUCCCUCCAUGGACCUGGACUCUGGCCGGUGGGGCGAGGAGAGGGUUGAGCUCAGCAUCCCUCCCGGAUGGGGCGCAGGGCGGCUUCCCUUCUCCCGCCACCCCCAAGCUUUCUCUGAGGCUGCUGGAGGGUGCCCCCCCCCUUCCCUGCAGGCGGCACGGAGGCCAGGCCAGCCCCUCCCCGGGGAGGCGUUUUGCUCCCUCGGCAAGCAGGAGCCCCUCGGACUGCUCUUCUCCCCCACGGCGCUGAGGGGUCUGGCUGAUGGGCGGGUUCCAGUGACACAUUCCCAGUGGGCGGGGGGGGGGGUCUCCCUGCCCGCUCUGUCCCUGCCCCGGGAAGGCAGCGCAGGCUGGAGGACUAGGCCGGAGUUUGCUGCUAUAUGGGGGGUGGGCGGGCCACGGACCAAACAGUAGCCUGGCUCUGGCCUGGGGGGAGAGGGCUUGUGUGCAUGGGCAGAGUGCGUGUGUGUGCGUGCACGUGCGUGCGUGCAUAGAUCAUGGCCAGUGUCUCUGUGUUGUGUUCCUGGGUGGGGCUGCGUGGGGCAGGGCUCCCGGCCGCCACCCCCACCAGGCUGGAGGAACAGGGGCUGCUUCCUGCCAGUUAAAGCCCACCCACCCCUGUCAAGUUUCCUGAAUAAACGGUACCAAACAGAG